This is a messenger RNA of Caenorhabditis auriculariae, 8438 nucleotides long. Lineage: Eukaryota; Metazoa; Nematoda; Chromadorea; Rhabditida; Rhabditidae. The record is from the annotation of a GenBank genome assembly.
AUGGGGAUGCUACACAAGUUGGAGUUGGAAAACUUCAAAUCCUACAAAGGAAAACAUACAAUUGGGCCAUUCUCCAAGUUCACAGCCAUUAUCGGACCAAAUGGAUCAGGUAAUAUAUUUAUUUCAUUGAUUUUUUGAGCUUCUCGUUUCUAGGAAAAUCGAACAUGAUGGAUGCUAUUUCAUUCGUUCUUGGUGAAAAAACACAAAGUCUUCGAGUGAAGAAAUUGGGGGUUUGUUUCAAUAAUUUUCAGUUGGUAGGAGCUCCCAGCUCUGAAAAAAAUUUUAUUUUUACUGCCGUGCUCAAAGUAAUUUCCGCGAAAUGCAAAGUGGUCUCUGACUCUUCAAAAGUCUGUUAUAUUCUUCUUUCUCUGGCGGUCAUGUUGCAUUUUGCGGAAUCACUUUGAAAACGGCGUUAACGUCUUUUAACCUUUCUCCGGCUCUUGUUAUCGGAGUCAUUAUAAAUUUUCGAAAAAAAAAAGUGUAUGAAUAUUCAAAAACUUCUUCGGUUUCUCGACGGUAACACGCAAUUUAACACAGUUUCCAACAUUUUUGAAUUUCUUUGAGUGAGAAAAAAGUUUUCCUCACAUUUUUCAACGUUUCACAGGACCUGAUCCAUGGAGCGCCGAUAGGGAAACCGGUGGCCAAGGGAUGUUCCGUUUCAAUGGAAUAUCAUCACGAUGACGGCAGAAAGACCCUCUUCACCAGAGCCAUCAGCAGCGGAGCUUCAGAAUUCAGAUUGGAUGGAAAGGUUUGAAUUUUAAUGAGGUUUUUUUUUGGUAUUGAUUCUUUCUUUUCAUGUUAUAAGAUUUCGUAGUAAAACGAAAUUUAAAUUUUUAAAUGAGUGACAAUAAAAAAUAAAAUAAAAAGUUGACUUUUCUCAAUAUCUUUUGCAGGUAGUCACUGUACAGCAGUAUAACCAGGAAAUGGAGUCUAUCAAUAUUUUCAUCAAGGCGAAAAAUUUCCUGGUGUAUCAGGUACGUUAAAAGUCUGUUUUCUAUUCGAAGAAGUGAAUUUAAAAAAAUUCAGGGAGCCAUUGAGUCGAUCGCGAUGAAGAAUCCCAAGGAAAGAACGGCGCUUUUUGAAGAAUUGUCCAGGUAAUUUUUUCAUGUUCGAUUAUUUUACUUAUGCUCUGAGCUUAUUUUGUUUUACUGUCUAUUAUUUUUUCUCAUUCGGUUUGAAGUUUCAUUUUUAGUAGUAUUUGCCAUUCAUUUCGGGUCCAGCAACUUUAGCUAUAAAUUAAGCGGCAAAUUAUUUUCUUCUGACUUUUGAAAAAAAUUUUUUUUCAUGAAAUAUUAUAGCAUUUGAAGAUCUUGCGAGUUCCAAGUCGACUACGAACGGCUGAAAAACGAAAUGACCAAGGCCGAAGACGACACCCAACAGAACAUGAACAAAAGAAGAGGAAUCGCUCAGGAAAAACGCGAGGCCAAGAUGGAAAAAGACGAAGCCGAGAAGUACCAGCAGAUGAAGGAGGAAGCGGUUCGCAUUUUCUUGUUAGGACAAAUUGGGUUUAUCACAAAAUAACUGGGGAAAAGGGCCGUUUUGCUGAAAGCAAGCAGCCGCUCUGAAAAAUUCAUCUGUUUUCUUUGAAAAUUAAUUUUAUUUCAACAUUUUUUUGUAGAAGCAAGUCUUUUAGCAGCUCAUUUUUUUCCUAUUUCCGAAAAAUUUCAAAAAAACUACGACUCCCUGAUGAAUUUUUUUCGAAGUGUAAAUCACCUUUUUAAGUGUUUCAGAUUCGGUUGACUUGGCUUUUUUUAAUUUUAAUUUUUUUGAAGCCAUCACGGGGAAAAACUUAUUUAAAAAAAUCGAUUUUUUUCUGAAAAAAAUAUCGAUUUUUUUCAUUUUUUUAAAUCAUUUUUUUGUAGUAAAAUGUUACAGCAAAAAGCAAAAAAAUUUUUCAUUCCAAAUGGUUUGUUUUAAGGCUUCCAAGCAACGCAUUUUCUACUUGCAUCAAAUCUACCACUGCGAAAGAAUAAUGAACGAGGCCAAGGAGCAACUCGCCGAGCAGCGAAAAUCAAUUGGAAAUUUGGAGCAUAAUAAGGUCGAGUUUUCAGAUUUUAGGGGAAAAUUAUUCAUUUUUAUGUUGUUUGAAGGAAAGGUAAGGUUAAGACGAAAAAGAAGCUAUUAGAGUAACUAUUUGGUUUUUUUUUUUCGGGUUCGUCUUUUGUCUAAAAAAUGUUCUGGAGAUCUACUAACUUGAAUUUUUCCAGUCCGAAGAAGACCAGAAAGUUGCAAAAGCUCAGGCGGAUUUGAAGAAAGCUCAGAAGGAAUACCACAAGUUGGAUAGAAAAAUUAACGACAAGGUUUUUUUUUCACUCCACUGAAAAUUUUAACCCUGGAAUUUUUUAGCAAAAAGAGAUGAACAUCCAACGGCCAAAGUACGUACAAAUCCAGGCGGAGGUAUUUUUUAACCCGAACUUUCGCAUUUCUUCAUUCUCUGCAAUUUAUUUCGGAUAACUUUUAGGUUGAACACCACAAAAAUAAACUUGAAACGGCGAAAAAAGUUCUGACUUCGGCUCAAGCAUUAGAAGAGAAGAACAAGCAACAAACGGAAGUUUUGGAGAAGCAGAGAAGGUUUUUAUUGAUAUAUUCUCUAUUAGUCAGAAUCUUCUUUGCUUUUUAGAGAAAUUGAGCAGAAAAAAGCCGAUUUCGAGGAUGAAAUCGCCACGCAAACACAGCAACAGGAGCUGAAUUUGGACGAUGAACAGGUGAUUGAAGUUUUUUGUUGAGUAUUUAACAUCACGAUGAAGCUCACCUUUAUUUCCUGAAUUUCUCGAUUAAAAAAAAAACACUUUUUUAAGGGAACGUUUCAAUUUCGAACAUAUGAUGUUCCGUGAAUUCGAAAAAAAAAACUUUGAAAAUUUCAACAGAACAGUUUAUUGUGUCUAUUUUUAAGAUCAACGAGUACCAUACGUUGAAAAGAAAGGCGUUGAUGGAAUCCGGUCGAACGGAGAUUGAACUGAACGCCGCGCAGCAGAUUCUGGACACUGAAAAGAGGUUUCUCGGAAUUUUAUAGAAACAAUAACUUUCUUCAAUUUUUUUUCUGGUCUUUGUAUCGUCUCUUUUUCUUUCUGAUGUUUCUGAAAGAAUCAGAGAAUAUUCAGCAAUUUGGCUCAUGAGCAGCGACGGCAGCGAGAGCACGAAGGUCGUGCCAAGAACAAGGAGCAAGACGUCGAAAGAGCCAAGAAGCAGGUCAUUUUUUAAUUUCGUGACCAAAAAAAAAUGGGAAAAUAAUCCGAAAGAAAUGGUCCUUGAAGACAAAUAACGAUUUUUCUGCUUUUCAGAUUGAAAUGCUGCACGCAAAGAUCAAGGAAAACGAGGAGACCCUGGAAGAGAAGACGAAAGCGCUGAAAGACACAGAGACGCAGGUCAUCGAGACGAAAGCCAGGGCCGAAAAGGUGAGAAAUAUUGAGGAAAAGGUGCAAAAACAUUGGAUUUGAGAUCAAUCGAGAGCUGAAUGAAGUACUGCGAAAGCUGUCCGAAGCGUCUGGAGACACGGCGGAAGGAGAAAGAAAUCAGAAACGAAAUGAAGCCAUCGACAAUUUGCGACGCGUCUUCCCGGACAGAGUGAGUUUCGAGAAAAAUUGAGAAAACAUAGAUGGAACUGAUGAAAAAACUACUAACGGAAGCAGAAAAACGAAAGUCCAAAUUUUUUUAAGUAAAAAAAUGAUUGAUAAAUGUUCUUAAAAAGGUCUUUACAUAAGUAAUCCGUUUUUUCUUAAGAAUUCUAAAGCCGCGUUCAGAUUUCUGUCCCUUGAUUCGGAACGAUUUCUGACUCUCUAAAAUUCUGUCACCUUCACCAUUCUAUAACAGUAGUUUGGAAAACCGUGAAAUCUUUCGGAAAGGACAAACAUUAAAAUACACCGUUCAGUACGAUUGCUUUAUUCACUUUCCGAAAAAAAAAAAACGAGAUUUUUCAGAUCUACGGCCGUCUCGUCGAUCUCUGCCAACCUUCCCACAAAAGAUUCCAGUUGGCCAUAACGAAAGUCCUUCAGAAGCACAUGAUGAGCAUCGUCUGCGACACGGAGGAGACGGCCAAAGACGCCAUCAAUUACUUGAAAGUCUCUUAUUUUUCCGGGAAUCUCGAAAAAGAAAAAGAUUCCAGCAACAACGACUCCAACCCGAAACUUUCUUGCCGUCCGACACGCUGGACGUGCUGCCGAUCAACGAAAAGCUUCGCGAUAUCAAACGACCUUCCGGCGUCAAACUCGUCUUUGAUGUCAUCAAUGUGAGGGUUUCCGAAAACUGUUUGAACAGAAAAAUUGACAGUUUUUUUCAAUUCCUAAAAAAAACAAUUUUUAAGGAAUUUUUUUUUACUGAUUACCGAUAUGUACGCGAAUAAAACGCGCUGAGUAAAUGUUAGGUUGAUUCUUUUUUCUUUGUUUUGAAAAGAAGAUGUUCUUUAAAAAUCAUUCGUGGACAAGUGCAAAACUUACACCAAGAGGAUGAGUUGACCAAAAAUUUUGACGAAAAGAAGUCUAAAUGAGUUUUAACUUGAGGAAUGUGGUGUUGACAUGAUAAGUUCGAGUUCCUCAAAGGGUUAGUAAAUAAUUCAAAAAUUGGGGAAUUUUAGGUUUAAAUCAGAAAUUUUUUGAAAAUGGUCUGUCCAUGUCUGUUCACGAACUUUUCAUUUUUCAGCUCAAUAAUCAAGCGGCGAGAAAGGCUCUGCAGUACGCUUGCGGAAAUUCUCUGGUCUGUGAACACCAGGAAGACGCCAAGCAACUGGCCUAUGGCGGCAGCGGCAUGCCCGACAGGUUGGUUAAUCUAGAGUUUGGAGAGGAAAAACUGAAAGAUCGAGAAAAAAAUUAUUUUUGUAUUUUAUUUUUUUAGUAAUAAGUUUUUUUUAGUAAUAAAAUUGAAACCGUUUGGCUUUUUCUAGCAUUUCGAAAAAAAUAAUAAAAAGUAGUAACCAAUACUUUUGCGAGCGAACCUUAUUUUAAUAAAAUGAGAUCCGUUCCAGGUAGCCAUCAUAAAAGGGAGAAUAAUUUAGGGAAAGCAGUAGAUUAACAAACGCCGGAAGAGAGGCCAGAGAAACGAGGGUGCUUUAAUUUCUCUGGCAUCCUCUCCGAGCUGCUAAUCUUUUCUCUCCUGAAAUUCUAGCUACAGUAGAGUUUUAAUGUCUAUCUUACUCUUUGAUUGAAGAUACAAGGCGGUUUCGAUGGACGGAACUCUUUUCCAAGCCUCUGGCGUCAUGUCCGGAGGCAGCGCCGACCUCAAACAGAAGGCCAAGAAAUGGGACGACAAAGUUGUUCGGUUAUUCCGCCUUCCAAAAAUGAUUUCUUGAUUUCAAUUUUUAGGGGAUUGCGCGAGACGCGAAAUAAACUUCAGGAGGACCAAAAUAAUCUCCAAAAGAACCGAAGAAAAGAACUCGAAGUCGAAAUGCAAAGGUUUUUGGCUUCUAAAAUUUAUUUGGAUGUUUUCAAUUUUUUACAUUCAGAAGCGAGCUGACGAGCAUCAACCAACGCCUGGCAACUUUGCGUCGGGAUGUGAAGAAAAUGGAGUCGGAGACGUUGGAAAGGCUCCAAAAUGAACUGGAGGCCCAUCGAGCCGAAGCCGAGAUGAUCCCGGUUCGGAAAAUAAUUCGAAUUUGAAAUCUGAUCUUCAUUUUUAGCCGAGAAUCCAAGACAUUGAAGAAAAAGUGAAGAGGGACCAGGAAACUGUUCAAAAACUCAUCGAGAAGAACAACGCCGUCGCUGAUAAGGUAACAUCUUGAAUAUUUGCAGUAUCGUAAGUGACUCAUGGGAAAUAUGAAAACUCUGAGGUUACGUCAUUUCACAGAGUCCACGUUUGGUUUUAAAGAAAUCAAAUAGUUUAUUUGCUCCUGUUUCAAACGCGCAAACGUGUUUUUCUUUUCAGGUGUUUCACGAUUUUUGCUUGAAAAUCGGCAUCCGCAACAUCCGAGAGUAUGAAGACCGAGAGCUGAAGAUCCACCAGGAAGCUCAGGACCGACUCAGAGAGUUUGAGAACGAGCUGGAUAAGCUGAAGAACGAGAUCGAGUACCUGCGAUCCGAAGACAGGAGCAAGAGAGUGAACGCCGAGAGGGAAAAAGCGGCGCUUCUGGAAAGGGAGUUGAAAGAUUUGCGGAAGAAGCAGAAAGCCGAGGCGGCAGCCAUCAAUGAGCUGGAGACGAGCCUCGAGAACGAAAAGGUCAACCACAUGGAGCGGAAGGAGAUCGUCCAGAAACUGGAGCUCGAGCUGACCGAGGUCAAGAAGGCGGCUCAAGUCGCUGCCAGGGAAGUGACCGCCGCCGAGAAGGCUUUCCUCGGACUGGAGAAUCUUGUGGCGAGGAAACAAAUGGAGCGUCAUUCGUUGCUCCACACGGCCAAGAUGAACCAGAUCAAGUUGCCGUUGAGCUCCGGAAGUCUGGCUGAAGUUGAGGCCGGCGAUUACGAUGAUGACGACGAUGAAGGUCAGUCCGAUGGGUUCAGAAAAAAAGGCGGUACAAGAAUUAACUUUUUCGAAAUCAGAAUUACUUCUUUUUUUGCUUUUUAAGAUCUCUUUACAGAUAUGGUAGAGUCUAGUUAGUUCAAUUAUUUUAUUAUGACUAAUUUGAAAAUGAGUUGGUUUCAGGUUUCUUGAAUUGCUAUGAAUCAAAAAUACUCUUUUUGUAUAAGUUUUUGUAAACAUUGAAUAAGAUUUCAACUAUUUCUAGUCUUUAAAAUUUUCUUAAAUAAUGUAAUUCUUUUUUUGUUUACUUUUCGAACGCAUAAAAGCUCUCUUAAGAUUUUUAAAAGUCUCUGAAGAUUUGAAAAAAAACUAGAAUUAAUGUAUUAGUAUCAAAAUGAAAUGUUCCAGUCAUGGACGAGCCUUCAACCUCGGCCGAGAGUCAAAGUCUGAGCCAAGAGCAAAUUCAGCGCGAAUCCAACAUCAAACUGAACUACACUAGCUUGCCGAGAGAGUAUAAGGAGGUAGGAAAUAGCUACUUUUCGUGAAAGAGGAAGAUUCGAUUAUUCCAACUUUUCAUAUCAGGUGGAAGACGAGGACAACGUGAAGAAGCUCACUGACCGACUGAACAAGGAAAUUUCCGAGUCACAAGCUCACAUUUCUCGUCUCAAUGCUCCGAAUAUGAAAGCUAAUCAAAGGUUUUCUUUAAAGGAGAGAUGAUUUAUUAUUUUUCUUUUCAAGAAUGGAAGAAGUGAAAGAAAGGGAAGCCGAAUCGACGGAGGAACUCGAAGCGGCCAGAAGGAAGGCCAAGAAGAUCAGGCAGCAGUUUGAAAAGGUCCACUCUUUGAUAAAUUAUAAAAAAAAGAAGUUUUUUUGAGUGCUUUCAGAGGAGGAAAAACUGAAAUAUCAGUAUUUUACAUAAUUAAACUCGCCACUCAUUUUUCAACAACAAAAAAAUUUCAACUUGAAUAUUCUUGUUUCUCAGAUAAAAACGGAGCGCUACCGAAGGUUCCAGGAAUGCUUCGAACCUGUUAGCGCGAAAAUCGACGAGAUUUAUAAGGUUUAAAAUUUAAUCAAUGAAAAAGAAAAAAAAAAUCUGUUUUAGUCUUUGUCGAGAAAUCAAAGUGCGCAAGCUUUCCUCGGCGCGGAGAACAUGGAGGAGCCGUAUUUGGAGGGUAUUCAGGUAAGAAACUGAGUGAAAAUGAAGGAAAAUUUAUAGGAAAAUUUUUUCAUAUCAUAUCUAUGUUGAAAGAUGUUGUCAUCUCUCUUAUUUCGAUUUUUUUUUUCUUUAGCUCAGUUCUCUCAAUUCAUUAGUUGUGUGCGAUUGCAGUACAACUGCGUGGCUCCUGGAAAGCGUUUCCGACCGAUGGACAAUUUGUCCGGAGGAGAGAAGACCGUGGCCGCGCUGGCCUUGCUGUUCGCCGUCCACGCCAGGAAUCCGUCGCCGUUCUUCGUCCUCGACGAGAUCGACGCCGCUCUGGACAACACCAACAUCGGCAAGGUCGCCUCGUUCAUCUGCGAGUCGGCCCGCGAAGAAAUGCAGAUCAUUGUCAUUUCUCUCAAGGAAGAGUUCUACAACAAGGCGAGUUUGAUGGAGAUGAACAAACAAAGAUCCAUAAUUCCUUAUCAAUUCGUCCUUCGGAGAUGUCUUUGAUGUUUUUUUUCGCGUUCUCACGGAGACCCUCGCCUUUUUCAACUUUUUUUUGAGACUUCUCGUUUUCGGUCCGAAAAAAGCUGAUAGUUACGAAAGGCUUUAUUCAAAAAAUUAACAACAAAAAAUAAAAAGUAGUUUUUUCACUAUCUUGAGAAAUGCGAGUCAAAGGUGUAGAAGUAUUUUAAAGAACUUGGGUCGUAUCCGUAUUUUGGAAACUCUGUCUUAGCUGAUUUUGGCUGAAUUAGUAGAGCUAGAAUAUUUGCAGGCCGACUCUUUGAUCGGAAUUUUCCCACAGCCAGCUGCCUGCACGACUUCAGGAGUUUUGACCUUUGACCUGACCGCCUACAAGCAAACUGGCCUUAAUGAAACGAUCCAAGGCGAAAGUGUUGUCCCGACGGCUUAA